CGAAGGAGAAGGGGGAGGAGAAGAAGGAGAAGAGAGGAAGGGAGGGUGGUGAGGAGGAGGGACCGAUGAGCGCGGGGGGGGAUGGGGGCUCGGGGUUGGGCCCCCCUGAGCUGGCGGGGGCCCAGCCGACUGCCGCGACCCCCCCCAUCCUUGGCCAGCACCGGAACCCCGAAACUGGCCAGGACGGACAGCAGGCCGCCACCGCGCAGUCUCAGACGGGGCAGACUCUUGGGACCAGCACAGGUGCCGCUGCCGCCGCCGCCGCUGCUGCCGCCGCGGCCAAAUCUGCUACCAAAAGGCCGGCUCGCAGAGGUGGUAAAGCGCCGCCCGACAGACCAAACAGGACCCUCUUUUGUUUACCCCUUAAGAAUCCCCUUCGAAAAAUGUGCAUCGACGUCGUCGAAUGGAAACCUUUCGAGUGGCUUAUUCUCAUGACGAUAUUCGCCAACUGCAUCGCCCUUGCGGUCUACACACCGUAUCCCUACGGCGAUUCUAAUUUGACCAACCAAUAUUUGGAAAAAAUAGAGUAUAUAUUUCUUGUGAUUUUUACGGUCGAGUGCGUUAUGAAGAUCAUCGCUUACGGCUUCGUCGCUCACCCCGGGGCUUAUCUUCGAAACGGCUGGAACAUAUUAGAUUUCUCGAUAGUAGUGAUAGGAAUGGUGAGCACGGUGUUAUCCGUGCUGAUGAAGGAAGGUUUCGACGUGAAAGCGUUAAGGGCAUUUCGGGUGCUACGACCGCUCAGGCUGGUUUCCGGAGUACCAAGUCUGCAAGUGGUCCUAAACUCUAUUUUAAGAGCGAUGAUACCCCUCCUCCACAUCGCUCUCCUCGUUCUCUUCGUCAUCAUUAUUUACGCCAUCAUCGGCCUCGAGCUCUUCUCCGGCAAGAUGCACAAAACGUGCAGGCACAAUAUGACCGAUGCGAUCAUGGACGAUCCGGUGCCAUGCGGGCCAGGCGGUUACCAAUGCGACAACGUGGGAUCCGAUUAUUAUUGCAGCAAGCAGUUUUGGGAGGGGCCGAAUUGGGGUAUCACGAAUUUCGACAACUUUGGCCUGGCUAUGUUGACCGUCUUCCAAUGCGUCACCCUCGAGGGUUGGACCGAGGUGCUUUACAACAUCGAGGACGCGAUGGGAAGCUCGUGGCAGUGGAUUUAUUUCAUCUCUAUGGUCAUACUUGGGGCAUUCUUCGUUAUGAAUCUGAUUCUCGGUGUGCUGUCCGGUGAGUUCUCGAAGGAGAGGGAGAAGGCGAAGGCGAGGGGCGACUUCCACAAAUUGAGGGAGAAACAGCAGAUCGAGGACGAUCUGAGGGGUUAUCUGGAUUGGAUCACGCAGGCCGAGGACAUCGAGCCGGAGACCGACGAGCCGAAAAUGCAGGAUGGGAAGACGAAACAGCAGAGCGAGAUGGAGAGCACGGACCAAUUGGAGGGCGACGAGGAAGGAGUGCAACAGGAAUCUCUGUGGAGAAGGAAAAAGCUGGAUUUCGACAGAGUGAACAGAAGGAUGAGAAGGGCCUGCAGGAAAGCCGUCAAGUCGCAAGUUUUCUAUUGGUUGAUCAUAGUAUUGGUUUUCCUGAAUACCGGCGUUCUUGCGACCGAGCACUACAAUCAACCUCAUUGGUUGGACGAUUUUCAAGAAAUCACCAAUAUGUUUUUCAUCGCGUUGUUUACCAUGGAAAUGAUGCUGAAAAUGUAUAGCUUAGGAUUCCAAGGUUACUUCGUCUCGUUGUUCAAUCGUUUCGAUUGUUUCGUCGUGAUCGGUUCGAUCACCGAGAUGAUCCUGACGAACACUCACGUGAUGCCACCGCUCGGCGUUUCCGUUCUCCGUUGCGUCCGGUUACUCAGGGUAUUUAAAGUGACAAAAUAUUGGAGGUCGUUGUCGAAUUUGGUGGCUUCCCUUUUAAACUCUAUACAAUCGAUCGCGUCUCUGUUGCUACUGCUCUUCCUUUUUAUCGUGAUCUUUGCCCUGCUGGGUAUGCAGGUGUUCGGCGGAAAAUUCAAUUUUAACGUUUUAGAGAACAAACCUCGUCACAAUUUCGACAGCUUUUGGCAAAGUUUGCUGACUGUCUUUCAGAUAUUAACCGGCGAAGAUUGGAACGCCGUUAUGUACGACGGGAUAAGAGCGUACGGCGGUGUUUCGAGCUUCGGCAUGCUCGCCUGUUUCUACUUCAUCAUUCUGUUUAUAUGCGGUAAUUAUAUCCUGCUGAACGUGUUCUUGGCCAUCGCUGUUGACAACCUCGCGGACGCCGAAUCGUUGACUGCCAUCGAGAAGGAAGCGGAGGAAGAGGCGGAGAAAAACAAAUCUCACAGCGCCUCGCCUACCAGGGACAAGGAUAGCGGCGAGCAAGGCGAUGACGGCGGUGAGGGAACCGGCGGCGAGGACGAAGGUGGGGGAACGGAUCUUGAACACGAUCCGAACGAGACAAUGGAGGAUUACGAGGCGGCUGUCGACACUGAAACAUCGGAGAAAAGCGACGACAUGAACACUCACGCCAAGGUACGAUUGAACAUAGAAAGCGACGAGGAGGUGGAGGAAGAGGAGGAGGUGGAGCACAACGAAAUGCACGGUGAACGUUUUAUAUACGAUGGAACGGAGCAAGGAGUAUCGGCCAGGCCACGACGAAUGUCCGAAUUCAACAUGGCCACCAAGAAACAACCGAUUCCAGCCGGCUCGGCUUUCUUCAUUUUCUCCCAAACGAACAGAAUUCGAAUAUUCUGCCACUGGCUGUGCAAUCACAGCACCUUCGGCAACGUGAUCCUCGUGUGCAUCAUGAUAUCUUCGGCUAUGCUGGCGGCCGAAGAUCCUUUACGCGCCUCCUCUUCUAGAAACUUAGUUCUCCAGAAGUUCGACUAUUUCUUCACCACUGUAUUCACGAUCGAGAUCUGUUUGAAGAUGAUCUCUUACGGUUUCAUAAUACACGAGGGUGCAUUCUGUCGAUCGGCGUUCAACCUGCUCGAUCUGUUGGUCGUGUGCUCCUCCCUCAUCUCUAUGUCUUUCAGCUCCGGGGCAUUUUCCGUCGUCAAAGUUCUUCGGGUGUUGCGCGUGUUGAGGCCUCUACGCGCCAUAAACCGCGCCAAGGGAUUGAAGCACGUAGUACAGUGCGUCAUCGUAGCGGUAAAGACUAUCGGAAACAUAGUCCUCGUCACCAGCCUCCUGCAGUUCGUGUUCGCCGUCGUUGGCGUACAACUGUUCAAGUACGUAGUCAAGUGUGUGAUUGUCGCCAUUAAAACGAUUGGCAACAUUAUGUUGGUCACCUAUCUCCUACAGUUCAUGUUCGCUGUUAUCGGGGUACAGCUGUUUAAGGGAAAAUUUUUCUAUUGUACCGAUGCAUCGAAAAUGACCAAGGAGGAAUGCCAGGGUACGUAUCUCGAAUUCGAGAACGGUAAUAUCAAUAAGCCAAUCAUGAAGGAGAGAAAUUGGUGCCAGCAACGUUUCCAUUUUGACGAUGUUGCGAAAGCGAUGCUCACGCUUUUCACCGUGUCGACGUUCGAAGGCUGGCCGUCAUUACUAGACUACUCGAUCGACUCUAACAAGGAGGAUCAUGGACCAAUUCAUAAUUUUCGACCGAUAGUGGCCGCGUACUACAUCAUUUACAUCAUUAUCAUAGCAUUCUUCAUGGUGAACAUCUUCGUUGGUUUCGUUAUUGUCACUUUCCAGAACGAGGGUGAGCAAGAGUACAAAAACUGCGAGCUCGAUAAAAAUCAGCGGAAUUGCAUCGAGUUUGCGUUAAAGGCGAAACCAGUGCGAAGAUACAUACCUAAGCAUCGAAUACAGUACAAAGUAUGGUGGUUCGUCACAUCUCAGCCGUUCGAGUACACCAUUUUCACUCUGAUCAUGAUCAACACCGUGACCCUAGCGAUGAAGUUUUAUCGACAGCCGGAAAUCUACACUCAAGCGUUAGACGUUCUAAAUAUGAUAUUCACCGCGGUCUUCGCUCUCGAGUUUAUCUUUAAACUGGCGGCCUUUCGAUUCAAGAACUAUUUCGGGGACGCUUGGAAUGUUUUCGACUUUAUCAUAGUCCUCGGAAGUUUCAUCGACAUCGUUUACUCGGAGGUUAAUCCCGGCUCCACCAUCAUCUCCAUCAAUUUUUUCCGCUUGUUUCGAGUGAUGCGACUGGUCAAAUUGUUGAGCAGAGGCGAAGGUAUAAGAACCCUUCUGUGGACGUUUAUCAAAUCUUUCCAAGCCCUGCCCUACGUAGCAUUGUUAAUCAUAAUGCUAUUUUUCAUUUAUGCCGUGAUAGGCAUGCAGGUAUUUGGAAAAAUAGCGAUCGACGACGAGACGUCGAUAAAUCGGAACAACAAUUUUCAAUCGUUCCCCCAAGCUGUAUUGGUCCUGUUCCGAUCAGCUACAGGCGAAUCUUGGCAGGAAAUAAUGAUGGACUGUUCGGUGCAACCGGGUAAAGUAAAAUGCGAUCCGAACAGCGACGAAGCGCUUAACACAAAUGGCUGUGGAUCCGACAUUGCAUUUCCCUACUUUAUAUCUUUCUACGUUUUAUGCUCGUUCCUCAUCAUCAAUCUGUUCGUCGCCGUGAUCAUGGAUAAUUUCGAUUACUUGACGAGAGAUUGGUCCAUACUGGGUCCCCACCAUUUGGACGAGUUCAUUCGUCUGUGGUCCGAGUACGACCCCGACGCCAAAGGUCGUAUCAAGCAUCUGGACGUGGUCACUCUUCUCAGAAAGAUAUCCCCGCCGUUGGGUUUCGGUAAACUCUGCCCUCACCGCGUCGCUUGCAAAAGGCUAGUCUCGAUGAACAUGCCAUUGAACAGCGACGGUACGGUGCUGUUCAACGCGACGCUGUUCGCCGUGGUGAGAACCUCGUUGAGGAUCAAAACCGAAGGAAAUAUAGAUGACGCGAACGCAGAGCUGAGAGCGGUGAUCAAGAAAAUUUGGAAGAGGACAAGUCCCAAGCUUCUGGACCAAGUGGUCCCGCCUCCAGGCGGCGACGACGAGGUAACCGUUGGUAAAUUCUACGCUACAUUUUUGAUCCAAGAUUACUUCAGAAGGUUCAAGAAGCGCAAAGAGCAGGAAAUGAAGGACGGCGACAAAGAGUGUCACAAUACCGUCACGCUUCAGGCUGGUCUAAGAACGUUGCACGAGGCUGGGCCCGAGUUGAAGAGAGCCAUUUCCGGAAAUUUGGAAGAACUUUUGGACGACAAUCCGGAACCUAUGCACAGGAGGAAUCAUUCGUUGUUCGGCAGCGUUUGGUCGAGUAUGAGGAAAGGGCAUCACAGUUUCAAUCGGGCCAGAUCGUUGAAAGUGAACUCGACGAGCAAGGCCUCCCCGACGAAUUCCAUCGACUUCGUGCCGUACUCGUCGUUCCACAGAGGAGGUGGCGAUCCUUCGAAUCAAAUAACCGCGAGAUCUCAUCAAGUGGUGCCGAACGUAGCAGGCGGUUUGAGCGACAGCGCGAUGAACCAAAUGGGGAUCGAUCCUAAACUGACCGGUAUCGAGGAGAGCAUACCGUUGAGACCGUUGGCCGUGUUCGGGAAUCCCGUCCAGCAACAAUCCUAUCACCACACUUCCUACAAAGUACUCGAGUGUUGCCCGUGUCGCGCGGUGCGUCCAAUGCGCGUCGACCACGUCGCGGCUGCUCGAACCAGUGUACAGGACGGAAUCGAGCGGCAGCUGACGCCACCGACGCCACCACCCCGAAGGAACCCACCACCACCACCACCACCACUACCACCACUACCACCCCAGUCCAUUGAUCCUGCAAGCACCGGCACCCUGCUGCACUCCGCGCAAGUCUCAUCCGGCAAGUCGGCCAGCGCGACGACCUCGAUCGCCACGUGCACCAACACGUCCACCGCGACCAGCAGCCCGAGCCUCGGAUCGUCCUCCAACGGGAUACGAUGUUACGCGACCAGGGGUUGCUGCGUCGAUUGCGCCGUCUGGAGUAAUCACGCCAUAGAUCGCGAGGACUUCGGUGAUUCGUCGGCGACGAGCGAGUAUAGCGAAUCCGGUGGAUCGAGAGGUUCGGCUGGCUCAAGAGGUUCCGGAAUGUCGAGCAACGGUUGGAGCAACUCGGAAAAGAUUGGUGGAGGGGGAGACGAAGGAGUGGGAGGAGGUGGAGGAAUAGGUGGAAUAGGAGGAGGAGGAGGAGGAGGGGGAGGAUCGCUGAGGCAGUUGGCGGUAGCUGGGUCUCGAUGCCGGGUUCAGAGUGGACGCGAUCCGUUGGUCGGCAAGUCGGCACCGUCGAGUUUUCGAAAGCGGGAUGGUACAGGUGGUGGUGGACAGUCGAGCAGCUCGGCCACGUCCGCGAGUACCGGAUUCGCGCGCAGCGUCGCCAACGGCCUCAAGCUCGCCCAGACACAGGCGAUCGCUGUAGCCGGAUUCCUUGCCGACGUGGACUCGCGACACGACCGAAUCUGCGCCUCCUGUCUGUCGCAUCGGGCCUCUUACCACGGCAGAGUUUCCUGGGCUGGAGAGAGUAACGGAAGCAUCGGCGCAGAGCGCCUGUCCCACAGCUUGCCAGGCAGCCCAGCCGAUCGGAAGCCCAACUUCGAGGUGAUAGGGAGCGCGGAGAGCCUGGUCGGCCGGGUUCUGGUGGAACAAGGAUUGGGCAAGUACUGCGAUCCGGAUUUUGUGAGGUACACGUCGCGAGAGAUGCAGGAAGCGUUAGACAUGACGCGCGAAGAGAUGGAUCGAGCGGCUCACCAGCUUCUACUUCAGGAACGUCGCGGGCAACCGUUGUCCUAUCAACUACAGCAGGGAGUGGACCAACAAUGGACAUCGUCCUAUCAGCCAAGCCAAUCGACGGGAAUUGGGUAUCAACCUUUGCAAGAGCAACAAUCGUCCGGGCAGCCGCGACAAUAUCGAUCGUAUUAUCGCGGUGGUGGACAAGCGACCACGACCUCGGAUCCAUCGUCGAUCCAGCAGCAACAACAACAACAACAACAGCAACAGCAACAACAGCAGCAACAACAACAACAACAGUCGCCGCCGUCUUAGCGACGCGUCCAUCGGCCGAUAGAUUCUAGUGUUCCUAACUCGUUCACCUUCGUCGAACGAGAACAAGUUUCGUCCCGGAUCGAUCGUCGCGAGUAGAACGAAGAGCGAAACAAAACAGUGAACGCGACCGCGAUCUCGUACAUAUAUCCCCUUUCUCUCGCUACGUGUAACGAAGAGGGAAUCGAGAGACCGUCGGGUGGGGAUAAUUGUGGAAAAGAAAUGAACGCGGACGCAAGCAAUAAAAAAAGCAACGAGAGCAACGAGCAGCGUUCACGCGUCCAAGAAAGGUAGAUCGGGAGAUUGGAAUUGAUUAUUUUUCGGAAAGGAAAUCGAUCCUUUCGAUUCGAAGGAGAAUAUGGCGCGUCGCGCGAACACCAUCAUAACGACGACGACGCGAGAAAUGAGAGAAACUCGUCGCGAACGAUUAAUCCUUAUUGCUCUCGUUCUUAAUAACUUAUUCCUUCGAUUACCGUUGUUUAGGAUAUAAAUUGAACUCACUAUUGCUCUUCGUACGAUGGAUUACUAGAUGAGAUAACAAGUGCCUAAGUAUCUGUAACUUCUUUCGGACCAGAGAAGACUUUUAUCAACUGAGACAAAAAAAAUACUAUUACCGCGAAUUAUGAAACGAGUAUGUAUGCUACGAUAUUCUGUAACGAUGUAUACGUAUAUAUAUGUAAGUAUAUAUAUAUAUAUAUAUAUAUAUAUAUAUAUAUAUAUAUAUAUAUAUAUAUAUAUCGUUACACAUGUAUAUUAUACGACACAUACACACAAUGCGCGCGCGCACAUACACACGCACGCACACGAACCUUUCUUAUUGAUUAUUAAUUAUAAUUAUUAUUAUUAUUAUUGAUUAUUAUUAUGAUUAUUAUUAUUAUUAUUAUUAUCAUUAUUCAUAUAUAAUUGUACAUACUACGUUACGGAUAUAAUAAUCGAUGCGGGAGGAUGAAUGGCCGAAUGCUGCGAUAUUCGUUUGUACGCGGAGGGUGAACACACGCGUGAUUUGCCAAAAGAUCAAGCGUGACGUGAUCCAGAUGACAGCUGAAACGAUCGCCGGACGAUCGAGUUUGAAUAAUGUUUCUAAAUAUAUACAUAUAUACAUAUAUAUAUAUAUAUAUAUAUAUAUACAUACUCACGUAUUUAAAUACGCACUAGUGCCGAUAUUUCUACGAAAAUCCGAGUUCCAUAUUUCGAAUCGAUAUCACCUAUCAUUCUGAGCCGAAUCUGGAAACGCUCAUCGGUCACGAAUUUCGUUUAUCGAUACCAAGAUCUUUCUUUCGUUCCCGAUCAUUUUACCCUGCCCUUCUCCUCUCUUUCCGAUUCGUCAUUUUUAACGAUUAUUUCCACUCCCAUAUAUAUAUAUCGUGUAACCGUGCGCGCGUGUGUUUAUGUGUGUGCGUGUGUACGUGCGACGAAGAAUGAAAGAGAGAGAGAGAAAGAGAGAGAGAGAGAGAGAGAGAGAGAGAGAGAGAGAGAGAGAGAGAGAGAGAGAGAGAGAGAGAGAGAGAAUGGCAGUGUAAGAGAUACAUUUGAUCGAAAGAGAAAUAUACCGGGCUAUCGUAUUCUCCAUCGAUGGAUCGAUAUGAAAAGAUGUUCCCUUCCACGCACAAAAUAACAAUAUCGCGUGAUCUUCGACCUUUCAUCCGAUCGUCGCUUCGUCGACUAUCGAAACCGUAUCCACUCGCGUAUUCCUCGCGAAAUGGCGAAAAAAAAAAAACACGAGACAAGGAAAUGAGGGGUGAGACGCUUCGACGACGAGUAUCGGAUUCGAUUUCCAAGGGAAAAUUGAAAAAAAAACGUGGAACAUAUCCAAUAGACACGUGGUUCUGCGGAUAUUCCACCGACUAUCUCUGUUUUACGCGGCGAAGACCGUCGAUCAAUUUCCACUCGAUUAUUUGGGAUCGAGCUGUCAGCAUGUAUGUAAUAAUAUAUUUAUGGAAAUACGCUAUAGCGUAACUUUCUAAAAAAAAAAAAAAAGUGUUCACCUUUCUUAACGGUCAGGAAAUUUCGAAUAUAACGCGGAUAAAGUAUGAUCCUUCUUUCUUCUCUUUCGAUAUCAUCUAAAUCGCGAAAUUUCGUUUCGUCGAGUCUUGCCGCGAAAUUUUCCAGAAGAAACUCGAAACGAUCAAUGCAAAAUCGUUCAAUCUCUCGUGUACCUUGAAACGACUUGGACAAUAAUUUUCAUCGAUGAUAUUUCUCAGAACCACGUUCUCUGGAACUCUUCUCGCCAUUAUUUCGAUACCAAAGCCAAGUUCUACCACCACUCCUUCGACUCGUCGCAAACGCGUUAACCCAUCCUUUUCGAUCUUUAUUAUUAUUCGUGUUGCGUUUCUUUCUCAUUUGUCGAGUUUCAAAGCUAUCUCUCGUUUUCUUUCGUUUCUUUUUUUCUUUUUCUCUCUCUUCUUUUUCUUUCCCUUUUCGAUGAUCCUCUCCUUGAUUCGCAAUUUCUUGUUUUCUAUUUUAUUUUUUUGUUUUUCUUCUUUUUUAAUUAGAUCUCAAGAUCUACGGCCGAUCUUUUUAGAAUAUACAUACAUGUAUAGUAAAUGGUAAAAAAUCAUAUAUACAUACUUCUGCAUUCGAGUAAGACAUAAGAAUAGGUUCGGAGGAGCCGCGGCCAACGCGUGCCCUUCGUUAACAAGGGAACCAAACAAACUAUAAAAAAAAAACGCUAUUUAAAAUGGAAAUAAACCAAUCGACGGACACGUCUCUUUGGACAUUUUCUUAGAAGUACGGUAAUAUAGGUAACGUGGUGUGUGUGAGGAGCCGAGAUAGUUUGGCAAUAACGCGCGCGGCUUCGUCCAAUAUCCAAUUACCGAGAGAGAAAAUAAACAAAGUAAAGGUGACAUCUCUGCCACGACGACAAGUCGCGCACGAUAUUACCAAUCGUCCUGAGGAUGAUGCUACUCGCGUUAUAUAUACUAUAGUCGACCUUUCGUAUUCGUUUUUUCCAGCGUCUUUUUAACAAUUAUGUAUUUGUCUAUAGCGAUCUUUUUAUACUGUUGUAAAGUGGCGUUUACACCGAUCCGUAGAAUAUACGCGUAGAAAAAAAAAAAGAAAAAAAAAAAAAUUCUUACCUUUAAAUCAUAAUGUCGGAUUAAAUAGCGGCACGCGAUUCACUGUUGUCGCUUAAGUGUUUGAUAGACGCGUUUAGAGCGAGAGAGAGUGAGAGCGAGCGAGCGAGCGAGAGAGAGAGAGAGAGAGAGAGAGAGAAAGAGAGACCAACGUUUUCUAUGUUACGAGACUGAAGAUCAUCGAAGCAUAUGGCAUAUUAUACCGAAUGAAAGAGAGAGAGAGACGAGCAACGCGAAAUUCGAGAGAAACUGGUCCUUUUUAAUGCCUUCCUCUUCGGUCUCGCUAGCCUUUGUGGCCCAGUGAACCCAAAUCUAUGUAUUACUCGUUCAUCGUGCCACUAUUCUCAACACUACACACACAUACACACAUACACACACACACUGCACGUAAUCGAUAUCUACGAUCUUUUACCAUGAGAUCGAAAAACGGUCAGCGUUCGCGUGAAACGUUCGAAGAGCAAGAUUCGUGCGUUCACUUUGCACCUACAGAUUAAAUAUACGCUUUAUAUCGUCAUUCGAAGAUCCGAGAAUUUUUCGCAAACCAUUCGAAUUAUAUUCCGUUUUUUAUUUUGCCACCUUGUUGAAUCGUCGAUUGUACACAUUAUAUACAAGAAGAGAGAAAAAAAGUCGAAACGAGAUCGAAGACACGACCACAAACUAUGAUUAUUCGAAUUAUUCGAAUCUUGUGCUUCGACGCGUUUAAACGUGCUGGCGAACUCGUGGCACAGCUUUGGCACUCACACACGCUACUUGCACCGUUUAUUUUUAUUAAGACCCUCUUAUAUCGACACGGUAAUAAACGAUGCUCGCGCAGACGUUAUCAUCGGUUUUUCGAAGACAUCAUACUUGACGCACUUUCGACAAAGACGCCUCGAUCAUCGAUGUUCGAUACGAACCAAGAGUAACGCGUUUCCUCCUUUUCUUUUUUUUUUUUUUUCUUUAUAUAACCAUUCGUAUUCGUGACAGUAAGUUUUUCAUUGUACGACAAACUUUCUCGAUCCGAGCAUUACACGAUUUUGCUUCAAUUUUAUUAUAUUUUUUUUUUAUUAUUAUUUCGAUUAAUUAAAAAAUAACGAUGUUGAAAAAAGCAAAUAUUCGAAGAUGGUGACUCAACUAUUGAGCAUUAACCGGUUUCGUGUACGAAUAAUAUAAUUACGUUAUUCAAAUAAUACGCACAAUACGAUUUACCCAUUAGAUGUGAUUUAACGGUUAAUGCAAUGAUACAAAUUAUAAUGUCAAAAAUAAAAUGAAACUUGACGGAAUUUAUGUGAUCGUAAAUUUGUUUCAAAGUUGAAUUAUUCUUGUCGCUUCGUUCCAUAUAAAUUACGCGCAACGAUAUUGUUUGUAUAUUUCGAUGUUUUAAGUGCCGAAAAAAAAUCGAUCGAAACGUGUUUACGUUUUCCGAGGAAACGUCCUUCCAUGCCAGAUCUAACCAUCUGUCUAACGUAUCUCGUUCGAGAAACGAAACGGGUAUACCACUUACUUGAGCAUUUGAGCGACUCUCGUUAGUCCGUUUAGGAAUUUUACAGAGUUAAGAUCCACAACCUUAAAAGAUGCACAACCAACAGACACGCACACGAUAUACUGCCGUUUUUUCUUUUUCCACUUUUACUCCUCUUCUGCUUUCUACUCAUCGAACAAUACUUCUCUCUUCCUUAUCUAUCUUCGAUAAAUAAUCCUCGAUGAUUUGUAGCGCACGAUAAUCGAUUCAUUGAAAAACUGUGUUUAUAACGUAAAAACGGAUAAUCUGUAGCAAGAUUUUCAAGAUUUUAUCCAAAUUUUUUCCAAAUGAUUUUCCAAUUCUUCGUUGAAAUGGAAACGUGACGUAUAACGUGAAGUGCAACGAUAGAGUACAGUUACAGAAAUAUCGAUAUGUUCAUCUUUAUCGCGCGCUACAAUACUGUUCGUGUCUUCGAAAAAAGAAGGAGAAAAAUAAAAAGAAAAGAAAAGAAAAGAAAAAAAAAAA
Apis mellifera (honey bee) is the source of this 11975-nucleotide messenger RNA. It is a transcript of the gene Ca-alpha1D, whose product is annotated as muscle calcium channel subunit alpha-1. Bases 66 to 6941 code for a protein of 2291 amino acids. Gene Ontology annotation, molecular function: high voltage-gated calcium channel activity. NCBI's taxonomy places the organism in Eukaryota, Metazoa, Arthropoda, Insecta, Hymenoptera, Apidae. The record is from RefSeq and is a predicted model, not a curated record. Gene Ontology annotation, biological process: calcium ion import across plasma membrane. The transcript is spliced from 43 exons. Gene Ontology annotation, cellular component: membrane; voltage-gated calcium channel complex.